AUGCAGCGAGUUGUACCACAGCUGCUCCACCAGGCUGCUCGAAGGAGCUAUGCGACUCAGCCGACAGCCAAGUCUGGCGGUGGAAGCUCUCCACUCGUCAUUGGAGGCGCUGCUCUCGCCGCCAUCGGAGGUGUAGCUUACUACUUCCAGUCGACCGGCAAGGAUCCCAUGAAGACGGCCAUUGCGCUCGAGGAUAAGGCGAAGAGUGCGCUCAAUGAUGCAACAGGAAAGGUGACGUCGGGGGCCCAGACAGCCUCCGGGCUCGUGCCUGCGCUCAACAAGGACGAAUGGAGAGACUUUGAGGUCGCCAAGGUCGCCCCCUACAACCACAACACGAGCGUCUUCACCUUCAAAUUGCCCGAAGGCACAGACUCAGGACUCACUGUGGCCUCUGCUCUCCUCACAAAGUCGGCCGACGAAGGCAAGGGCCUCGAUAAGAACGGCAAGCCUGCGGUGCGACCCUACACGCCGACGACCGCGCCAGGCACGCAGGGGGAGAUUCAACUGAUCAUCAAAAAGUACAAGGGUGGUGCCAUGACCGAGCACAUUCACUCCCUCAAAGCGGGCGACAAGCUCGCCAUGAAGGGGCCAAUCCCCAAGAUCGCUUACAAAGCCAACGAAUUCGAGACUAUCGGCAUGGUCGGCGGCGGCAGCGGCAUCACGCCCCUCUGGCAGGUCAUGCAGGCGAUCGACAACAAUCCGGCUGACAAGACAAAGGUCGUCUUGUUGUACUCCAACGUCACCGAACAGGAUAUCCUGCUUAGAAAGGAAUUCGAGGAUAUGGCCAAGCGCAAGCCUGACCAGUUCAAGAUCCACUUUGUACUCGACAAGCCACCGAAGAAGUGGGCAGGUCCCACAGGCUAUAUCGGACCGGUCUUGCUCAAGGACCAUAUGCCCAUGCCCGGCAACGCGGACAAGAUCAAGAUUCUCAUCUGCGGGCCGCCCGGUCAGGUAGAGAUCCUGGCGGGCACGAAGAAGUCGCCUUCCGAUCAGGGUCCGCUCAAGGGCCACUUUGCCGACCUUGGCUAUUCGCCAAGUCAGAUCUACAAGUUCUGA
This is a messenger RNA of Mixia osmundae IAM 14324, 1056 nucleotides long. RefSeq lists its product as uncharacterized. The record is from RefSeq and is a predicted model, not a curated record. Gene Ontology annotation, molecular function: cytochrome-b5 reductase activity, acting on NAD(P)H. The coding region runs from base 1 to 1056 and encodes 351 amino acids. Lineage: Eukaryota; Fungi; Basidiomycota; Mixiomycetes; Mixiales; Mixiaceae. Gene Ontology annotation, biological process: ergosterol biosynthetic process. The transcript has 2 exons.